Panicum virgatum (switchgrass) is the source of this 1138-nucleotide messenger RNA. RefSeq names its product fasciclin-like arabinogalactan protein 7. The coding region runs from base 359 to 1138 and encodes 259 amino acids. The transcript has 3 exons. Lineage: Eukaryota; Viridiplantae; Streptophyta; Magnoliopsida; Poales; Poaceae. The record is from RefSeq and is a predicted model, not a curated record.
GCACACCAGAUCAAGCUAGGAGCACCUUUUUUUUGCUUGAUUUCUGACUGAUUUCUAGUCCAGCCCUCCUCAAUGUUGAAUCUGCACAUGGCUAAUAUAGUAAUACGUAUUGAAAUUUCCAAUAUUAAUUUGUGUAAAUUUGAAGAACAAGAUGUGCACAUGCAACCAGGAAUGGCAACACAGAUCGAACUCUUGAAGCUGACCGGCAACUCUAGUGCUUUCUGCAUCAAGUUAGACAUAUUUGCUUGUGUUGUGGCCACUAGCAAACUCAAACCGAUACAGUUACAGUUCAGUUGUUCAGAUUUACACAGAAAAAGAGCACCAGAUUCGAUGUUUAAUAUUACUUCACUGUUCUUGCAUGAACCCGCAGGAAUAUACUUUGGACCGGACAAGAAGUGAAGACUUCAUAAUGGUGUUCAAAAAGAUCAUUUUUGCCACGGCCGUGCUAGCCGUCGCGCUCUCGUCACUAGCAGUUGCUCACGAGACCAAGAAUCCUGCUGCUCCAUCAUCCCCAAUCGAUCUGCCACCCCCGGUGCACCAUGUCGACCUCGCUGAUCUCCUCGACGUAGCCGGCCCAUUCCAGACCUUCCUGAACUACAUGCAAAAGACCAGCGUCAUCGAAACCAUCCAGAGCCAGGCGGACCACACCAAAGCGGGCAUCACCAUCUUCGUCCCCAGGGACCCAGCGUUUGCCGCGCUGAAAAAGAAGAAGAAGAAGAAGAAGACCACGCCUGCCAUUGCCAGCCUCACCAAGGCCCAGCUCAAGUCGCUCCAACUGUACCACGCGCUCCCCAGGUUCUACUCCCUGGCUGAGGUCGGCAGCCUGAGGUGGCUCAGCCCGGUGGCCACCUUCGCCGGCUCGCAGUACACGCUCAACCUCACCGAGGACAUCGGCACCAUUCGGGUGAGGUCGGCGUGGUCGAACGCGAAGAUCGGCAGCACCGUGUACCAGGGGCGUGUCCAAGGGACAGCUAAUACUCUUGGUAGACGAGUUUAUAGUUGCUUAUCAAAUCAUUUUAUGAAUUAUAGCGGAUUAUCCACCACUGCCGUGUACGGGACAGCUCCGGUGGCGGUGUACGAGGUCGACAAGGUUCUCCUGCCGUCGCAAAUCUUCGAGAGCGAGCCCGUGCUCGUGUGA